Molecule: messenger RNA, 2874 nt
Organism: Leopardus geoffroyi (Geoffroy's cat)
Lineage: Eukaryota; Metazoa; Chordata; Mammalia; Carnivora; Felidae
Gene: RUMY1
Product: family with sequence similarity 72 member A
Exons: 4
Coding region: 1347-1796 (149 amino acids)
Cellular component (GO): cytosol
Source: RefSeq, a predicted model, not a curated record
AGGCGUGGUCAUAGAGCAAGCUCCUCCCAGGGUUGCCGAGCCCAGAAGUAGAAUUAAUGGGCGGGGGUAAAAUGGAACCAACAGCCAAACACAAACUCUUGAGAGAAGGCACUACCAAUUGGACCGGGGUAGAGAGGAGGGGCGUUGCGGAGAAUUUUAGCCAGUAGAGAGUAGAGACCAGUAGGGACUGUAGAAAGUCUUCCAAUAAGAAGCGUGAAGGGAGUGCCUUGCCUCUUUCACUGGGGCGGGAGUAGGGUUUGCCCAAGCCCCCCGGUGCCGGCCAAUGGGAGCGGAGGCGGAGCCAAACUCGGCCAACCAGAAAGCCGAGCUCAUCUCGGCACCGUUACUGAGGCGGGGCGUACGGUCUCCAGGCCACUAAGAUCUCAGCAGGGGAAGGCUCCCGAGCCUUCCAAUGCGGGACGCGGGCGAACUCUGGUUCUCCCAAUCGGUGCGCUGCGCCUGCAAUUCAAACUGACAGCCGGUUGGAAAGGCAGAGAGAGCGGAAGAGGGAGCAAAACGCGACGCGUUCGCUGAUAGAGACCCCAGCGCCGACUGAACCCCAAAAGCGACCUCUGCCCCGUCCCAUCAACACCAUCGCGCGCUCCGGAGCGGCCGCUCCGGAGGAGACCUAAGGGGACAGCGGGGGGCACGAGGGAGAGCUGAGGGACCGGGACCAAGAGAAACGGCGCGAGAUCCAGCCAGCACGCUGAGGGCUGGGGGCUGCCAGGAGAGAAGUGAAGCGGGGGCCUAGCAGCGAGCAGAGCGGAGGAGGGAGGGUCCUGGGAGGACUGAGGAGAACCCGGGUUCGUCCGGGUGGGAAAAGCUGAGGGGAUUUCUGGAUCCUGGGAAGAGGAGAAAGAUUUCCAAAGAGGAGGCGUGGGUCGGGACGCGUGGCCGGCAAUCAGAGGGCGAGGAAUUGGAGCGCUCCGAGGGAGGGGCUUAGGAGAGGAGCUUUCACCGAGGGACUCUGCAGGAGAAAGCUAAGGGAAUUGCUACAGGGGCGGGAGCUGAAGAGUAGAGGAGCCUUUUAGACGCGUGGCUGGGGAGUCUGUAGAGAAGUUCCCAGGCCUUUUGUAGCUCGCCGCCUCCCCACUUCAAAUCCCACUGCCUCCCCCGAAAGUUAAAAGGAAAGCCACAUUUGCUGCUUCGCCCUGUUCCUACUCAAUAAAUAUUACUUUCACCCUCCCACGGGAAAACAGGAAAGAACUCAUUUCCUUCCCAGUUUUGGGGCUUAAAAAAGGUCGAGGCCUCGCAAUUUGAUUUUUGGCCUGGGGGAAUCCAACUAGGAAAGGUACUGCUCUUGUUUCCUUUUUCAAAACCCCGCACCGCAUCCUUCCCGGGACGCCAUGUCUACCAGCAGUUGUAGUUUCGAGGACCGGUGCGUGUCCAUCCUGUGUUGCAAAUUCUGUAAACAAGUGCUCAGCUCUAGGGGAAUGAAGGCUGUUUUGCUGGCUGAUACUGAAAUAGACCUUUUCUCUACAGACAUCCCUCCUACCAAUGCAGUGGACUUCAUUGGAAGAUGCUAUUUCACUGAAAUCUGCAAAUGUAAACUGAAAGACAUCGCAUGUUUAAAAUGUGGGAACAUUGUAGGUUAUCAUGUGAUUGUUCCCUGUUGUUCCUGCCUUCUUUCCUGCAACAAUGGACACUUCUGGAUGUUUCACAGCCAGGCAGUUUAUGAUAUUAACAGACUAGACGCUACCGGUGUCAACUUCCUACUUUGGGGCAACUUGCCAGAGAUAGAAGAGAAUACAGAUGAAGACACAUUAGAUAUCUCAGCAGAGGAGUGCAUUCGAUGAAUGGGAUUAUGAGAUGUAUAAUACCCAGACAUUUUCCUAUUUAAAAGAUAUAUUAGUGGACUGACUUUAAAAAUAUUAGCAAGGAUAUACUACGGAUUUCUCCUUUUCUUUGGAAAAAAAAAUGAGACAUUUGUUGAUUUAUUUAUUUGCUAUCUCAGAUGAAUUACCUGAAUUUAAUUUGAGUUAUGGUAGUUCUUUUCUUCUAUGGCUUCCUCCUCCUCUUCCUCUCUCCACCCUCCACCUGGUACAGAUGUGUUCUUAAAUUCAGAUUGGAGGUUAUUUCAUGUGUCACUCAACUACCUCACAGUCUUGGGGAAUUUUUCUUACAACUAGAUACCAGAUACCGUUAAUUUUACAUUCUUGACUAAGGGGCGUUAGUAUACAUACAUGGGGGUGUACCCACCAAGUAUGUAUCCAUGUGUAUACCCAUGCAUGCAUAUGGCAAGCUCAACUGGGAAGUAAAGCUUAACAGGAAUUUUUUAAAAAACCAAGCUGUUAGGUUUUCAUAGGUACUGGCUAUCCUGUGUCAUACUGGUGAAAAAUCCUUAAAAUGGAGCAGGACUUUGUGAAUCAGCAAACAGAAUAAGUUAAAACUUUAAAAUAUACGGAGAAAUUCUCUUAAUUCCUCAGCACGAUGUUAGAUAAAUGAAUUUUAACAACAAAAUUAUCAGUAUAUACUGUUUCCCAACAUGAUUUAUUUAUGUUCUUCUAAAGUCAUGCCGUUAUUGUGUUAUGAAAGCAGGGCAACUGAACCUCCAUAUUCUAUUCUCUAGGACUUUUUCUGUAACUAGCGAAUUUUAAAUGAGUAUUCUCACUUCCAACCCUUAAAUAGAAAAAAAACUAAAGAAGUGUUUUGCUUAAGCCAUUGUACAUUAUAAAUGAUGUUUUUGUUUUUGUUUUAAGCUGCAUUCAGAGCCACACAGGAAUAGGAAACUGGGAUAGUGUUGGAUUGUGGUUUUAGGUAUAGCUAAAAUCGGUGUAUCGCUUAGUAAUAUCUCAGCUGUAAGCAUUUUGUCAAUAGCGAUUCCUAAACACACAGAGUUGUGGUUUUGUAAAUAAAGUUUUAUUAUAAAAAUGA